AUGUCCAGCAGCCUGACACAGAGCGCAGCGGCGCCCGUGAGUCUCCGCGAGCAAGAGGCCAACGAGGAGCUCAGUGCUUGGCAGAAGCGCGAGACGCGCUAUUACCUGCUGAAGGACGUGAACUCGGCCAUCGACUACGCAGCGCACGAGCUGGAGCGCAUCGACUUCAUCUGGGGCCGCAUCCGCUCGGACCGCGGCGCGGCGUCGCCCGCCAUCAAGGCCGACAUCCGCGUCGAGGGCCACCUCGUGGUCUUCACCAAGGUGGAGCUCAAGCUGACCAAGGCGCAGCGCAAUGCGCCGAUCAUCAGCACACUGCAGCAGUACUGCGUGCUGAACCAGAUCCUCGAGUUCCACGGCAUCGUGCAGAGCCAAGUGGGGAGACUGGCGGCCCUCAGGGAGUUCAUGCACGUGCAGCGCCACGACCUGCUCAGCGACGAGCCCAGCAACGACGACGUCGAAGUCUACGUGGAGAUCGUGCAGCGCACGUUCCAGAGUCUGGGCCGCAUCUGCCAGGAGCUACGCAACGCCGCCAACGUGCUGCGACUGCCCAGCCGCCGUCGGUUCCCGUACUGCUCGCACGUCGACCACAGUUUCAAGCCGGCGCUGCCGUCGGAAGUCAUCGUGGACUUUUCCCUUCAUCGCGGAGAGCUGUUGGUGGAGGCCUUCAGUUUAAUGGCCACGCAGAAGCCCAUCACGAACAUCCCCGAGGGCUGCGCGUCGCGGAAAGAGUUCAUCGGCUGCGUUUGCGCCUUCCGUGGCCAAAAGGUUGAGAUCGUGGAGUACGCACGCGUCUCCGUGCCGAUCCCGCAGCUCGAGGAGAUGCUGGUCCACCUAGACGAGCAGAUUGCGUGGCUGGUACAUGUUCGAGAUAACGUCAAGGCGCUGCUCGACUGCCAAGACAUGUACUACGAUUACUACUAA
Molecule: messenger RNA, 921 nt
Organism: Phytophthora sojae
Lineage: Eukaryota; Oomycota; Peronosporomycetes; Peronosporales; Peronosporaceae
Exons: 7
Coding region: 1-921 (306 amino acids)
Cellular component (GO): RAVE complex
Source: RefSeq, a predicted model, not a curated record